CCUCGUGGGAGGGCGACGCUUGCGCGGUUUCGAUUUUCGGAUUCGUGGCGCGCGCUCGCUCUCGCUACCCACUCUCCCUCACAGCACAGCCGCGCGCUCCUUCUCCAAUAACGGAAACGGGCACUCACUCGAGGCGCAUGUCGCGCUGGCUCGGGAUGCGGCCCGGCGGCGAGCGGCACACCCCGCUCACGAAAUGACUACAACGACCACAACCCAACCCGAGCCGGCCCCGCCCUGCCUUCUCAGACGACACCAUGACGUCCGACCACGUCGGCCAAGUCGCCACCGUCCAGCGCAAGAGUGUACUCCGCGCGCUUCGCAGUCGUACGUCUAAGCCAAGCUGACUUCCUUGCUACCGAUCCAGAACGUGGUAGAGUUGGGGUUCCGUGCGUCAAAUUUCAUCGCGAGGCGCGCCUGUGUGAGUGCGGGUCCGUGGCGUUUACGGGCCUUAUUCCGUGCCCCGAUGGGGGGAACGCGAGCGUGUCCUCUCUCGACUCGGCGUCGUUGGCGGCGGCACGGGCCAAGCUCGCCGCAUUCGUCGUCUAGCGUGCUGCCGGCGAGUAGCCCGCGAUCAAUACGGCUCGGAGAAGAAAGACGGCCCGUUGUUGAGGGGACGACCGUGCAAAAGUGAGCGGCGGGACGAAGAAGGUGAUUUCGCGAUGCACCUGCACUUCGAACGGAGUUGGUCGUCGCGCACCGACUGCUCGGUGCUGUCUCUCACGUGGAUGGGCAAGGUGCCCGACGAGCUGCCCGAGGAGGACGGCUGGCGACUGAACCGCGUCAACUACUACCAGGACGGCUGGCUGGCGUCCGGCAACGCGCGCGGCAUCGUGGGCGUCACCUUCACCACAUGCCACUGCCGCAAGACGGCCGAGCACCCUCAGCGCACAAACUACAACCUCCGCGGACACCGGUCUGAGGUGACUCUGGUCAAGUGGAAUGAGCCGUACCAGAAGCUUGCGUCGUGCGACAGCAGCGGCGUGAUCUUCGUGUGGAUCAAGUACGAAGGUCGCUGGUCCAUCGAGCUCAUCAACGACCGCAACACCCAGGUGACCGACUUCGCCUGGAGCCACGACGGCCGUAUGGCGCUCAUCUGCUACCGCGACGGGUUCGUGCUCGUCGGCUCGGUGGCCGGACAGCGCUACUGGUCAUCCACGCUGCACCUGGACCGUGCGGCCGUGCUCUGCGGCAUCUGGACGCCCGACGACCACCAGGUGUUGUUCGGCACAUCGAACGGACAGAUCCUGGUGAACGACAUGCACGGCGAGCUGGUGGCUCAGGUGACCCUGAACGAGGACGCCGCCAUCGUUGCCAUGGCGUGGUCCUGCGAGAAGUUCAAGAUGGAAGAGGCAGAUGACGACAACAGCCGAACAGCGGCGGCCUCCAAUGGAGACGCCUCCUCCGUCCCGCCCGCGCAAGCUUCCGAAUCCAAGCUAUCCGUCCUGGCCGUUUGCUUCAGCAACGGAGCCAUUCACGUCAUGAAGAAUUACGACGACAUCUCGCCUACUAUCAUCAACACCGGUCUCAAAGACAUCAAAGUGGAAUGGUCUAACAGUGGUGAAGUACUUGCUGUCGCCGGCGUCGCAUCGGAGUCUACCGACGGGGACUGCCGAAAUCGCAUCCACUUCUACACGGACGCAGGACUGCUUCGUUUUGUGGCCUCCAUACCGUACACACAGAGUCCAGUGACGGCGCUGACGUGGGGCCACAACGACAAGCGGCUAUUCGUGGCCACGGGUAGCGUCAUUCACAUCGGCUGGGUGACGAGGCGCAUGGCCUCGCUGCAACUGCUGUCCCGGUUAACGCUGCACCGGGCACUCAGGGACGAGGCGGCCGUGCACACGCUCCCUCUGCCUCGCAGGAUGCGCGCCCUGGUGGCAAACCUCUUCGGGCAAACCGUCAAGUGCUAUCUGCCGGAGGCGCACCAGCUGCGGGAGUUUGUGUCCCGCCCGCACCACGUGCGCCUGCACUGCACCAUGGUGCGCCACGACACCGAAGACCUGGUGUCGGGCAGCGCCACUUACACCCUGUUCCUCGAGUACCUGGGCGGCCUGGUGCCGCUACUGAAGGGCAAGCGCGCCUCCAAGCUGCGUCCCGAGUUCGUCAUCUUCGACCCCGAGCAGCCGGCUGGGCAGGCCGGCGGUGUCCUCCAGGGGUCGUCCUAUGGCCGCAAUUCACCCGGUGCCGACUUGGGCACAAUGUCUACUACUUUGAGGGAUGCCACAGUUGGCGUUGCUUUGGCGUCCGACAGUGAUGCAGACGAAGGCUGCACCUCCUCUCCAGGCCGCCGCCGAAGGGCCGCGCGCAACGCGGCUGCAGCAGACGCAGCCCUCGCGGGUGACGGCAUCUCGCUGGCGUCGUCCCGCGGCGGUUGCGUCGGCGCAGCGCGCCGCGAGCUCCUCUACACGGACGAGCUCCCGGAGCGCGAGAAGAUCGUGGCCGUGACGUCCAACCUCUGGGGCACCAAGUUCAAGGUGCUGGGCCUGGCCCGCUGGCUGCCGGCCACGCUUGGCACGGUCACGUACCGCACCAGCCUGCUGCACCUGCAGCCGCGCCAGAUGACGCUCCUCAUCAAGGAGCUACAGGGCCCGCAGCCGCCGGCCGCCUCUUCAUCCUCCUCUUCUUACUCCUCACGCUCACUCGUUCUCCACAACGGCACCACCGUGACGGUAGCCGGCUCGCCCGUGGGCACUGCGGCGCAGGCGGGCGCCAGCUUCUCGGAGGACGAAGACGAUGACAUGUGCGACCCAGUGGCGAGUGAGGAGAUCGCGGCGCCGAUCGCCCCGAUGACACCCAAGAAGAAGUGCGGCAUGGGCCGAUCUCCGGGCCUCCCGGAUCCCGAGACCGGCGUGCUGCCCGGCGACGGGGAGCAGUUCGAGACGGGCUGCGCCAAUGGCGGCUGCGGCAACGAGGAGUACCUGAUGCUCGAGACGACGGCCGCGGCUGGCGUGCAGCGGCUCGCGCUGCGCCAGGCUGGCCACAGCCGGUCGCAGGGCACCACCAUGUCGCUGCCCGCCGCCGACGCCCUGCCAGGAACCUCCUCGUCCGCCGGCCAAGACGAAGCCACAUCGCCGUCCAAGAGGCCACAGGCCGAACUCAGGCCCGAGUCCAGGCCUGGGUCCGGCGCUGCCCCCGGGACAGCAGGAGGCGUCCGGCACCUGCUGGACCCGGUGCCCCGCUGGGCGGACAAGGCCGCCGAGCUCAAGUACAUCGACGACGAGCAGCCCGACGAAGGCGUCGUCGGCGACGUGGCCUCGGUGCUGCUGCUCAGUCACCAUCGGAACCGCAGCAGCAUCGGGCCGCCCAACGCCGACUUCUUGGUCGGCGACCCGCGAAGCCGCGCUUGCGAUGCCCGCCGGCUGACGCUAAGAUCGGGCUCGUCCAUGCCGCAGCAGCAGACGCAACAGCAGCAGCACAACACGCACGGAGUUCCGCAGGCGUCUUCCUCCUGCGCCACCUCGAGGAGCUGCGAUGACGCCGCCGAAGUGGCACGAGCGCUCCUGGCCGAAAAGCUGCUGUACAGACACACCGAGGAGCCCGCCUGCGUGUGCGAGGCAUCGCAGAGCUCCUCGCCGGCGACGGCUCGCAAGCAGCGGUUCGCCGAAGAGAACCCCUUCGUGUGCACCACCGGCUCAGCGGACUGCGGCGGCGCCUCGCUGGCCGUCCACGCGGCGGGCAGCUCGCGCGGCGCCGCGCCGGGCAACUCGCCGUCUCCGCAACCGACGCUGUGCAGCGGUGCCUCCGAGGACGAAGGAAACCGGACGACGAGCCGCGAGAGCACGCCAUCGGCAAGCCCGUGCCGGCAACCCCGACGACACCGGGGCUCGCUACCGAUACCCUGCGCAGCCGGGGGUGGUUCGUCAACGCCGGGGCUGGGCGCCCUCGGCGCGGGCGACGAGAGUGGUGGCUCGGCGCCGCCAUCGCCGGCGCUCAGCCGCAGUAUCCCGUCGUCGCCGGUGUCCGGCCGCAAGAGUAGGCAACAACAGCUUCGCACGCUGCUCUACAGCCCGUUGCUUCUGCGCAAAGUGCGCGGAGGCCGCGGGCAGCGCAGUGGAUCCGUUCUCGACAGCUCGGACGAAGAAGGCGGCCAGAGCGGCGAAGAGGUGCUCUCGGACGGCUUCCGCGACCUCGAGAGCAUGCAGAAGGCGCACAUACGAAAGAAGUUAAAGAAGCGCCACGGCAAGGUGCACCAACAGGAGAUGCUGCCGCCCAGCAAGCCACCGCCCAUGUACCGCGAGUUUGUGCUGCACAACAAGGCACCCCUGUGGAACGAAGUGAGCCAGGUCUACCAAUUAGACUUUGGUGGUCGCGUCACGCAGGAGUCAGCCAAGAACUUCCAGAUCGAGUUUAAAGGAAACCAGGUGAUGCAGUUCGGCCGCAUCGACGGCAACGCCUACACCCUCGAUUUCCAGUACCCGUUCAGUGCCCUCCAAGCAUUCUCCGUUGCUCUCGCCAACGUAACGCAGCGACUGAAAUGACACGCUGCGCUCUUCAAGAGGGACCGUUGAACACUCUCACAGUGCUCUCUCCGCAUCUCUUUCUGUCUUUCUCGCUCUCCGCGCGAGUACGAUCUGCGCGCUCCUCUCCGCGUCAUUUGGAGACUUAAGAAGAGAGAGAGAGAGAGAGAAAAAAAUACCGCGCAGAAAGCUCAACUCGGUGCUGGGCGACAUGAUGGUGGAAGGACAACGAAGAAAAGGCCAGAACAGGAGAGCGGCGGCGGCUUGAAAUGGAACCGCUACACUGAAGGUUGAAUGCGAGGAUCCGAGGCAUGGGUUUGCAUUGCCGUGUUCC
Rhipicephalus microplus (southern cattle tick) is the source of this 4791-nucleotide messenger RNA. It is a transcript of the gene Tusp, whose product is annotated as WD40 superfamily protein Tusp. Lineage: Eukaryota; Metazoa; Arthropoda; Arachnida; Ixodida; Ixodidae. The record is from RefSeq and is a predicted model, not a curated record. Gene Ontology annotation, molecular function: protein binding.